CUCAAAAAAACUUCUGAAGAAAUCUCAAACAAUUUCAUGCAACGAUUCUCCGUCCCUUCACCUUCAAGCUACCGUGUCAAUCCCAUAACAUCAAUGGCUACUAGAUCCGGUUCACUGAUUUGGUUCCGGAAAGGUCUCCGGGUUCACGACAACCCGGCUCUUGAAUUUGCCUCAAAAGGUUCCGAAUUUAUGUAUCCGGUUUUUGUAAUCGACCCGCAUUACAUGGAGUCAGACCCAUCUGCGUUCUCUCCCGGUUCGUCUCGCGCUGGAGUUAACCGGAUCCGGUUCUUGCUGGAGAGUCUCAAGGAUCUCGAUUCUAGCCUGAAGAAACUUGGUUCACGGUUGCUGGUUCUUAAAGGUGAACCUGGUGAAGUACUGGUUCGUUGCUUGCAAGAGUGGAAGGUGAAGAGGCUUUGCUUUGAAUAUGAUACAGAUCCGUAUUAUCAAGCUUUAGAUGUUAAAGUUAAGGAUUAUGCUUCUUCAACUGGAGUUGAGGUUUUCUCUCCAGUGAGUCAUACUCUUUUCAAUCCCGCAGACAUUAUAGAGAAAAACGGUGGGAAGCCACCUUUGACUUAUCAGUCAUUUCUGAAGAUUGCUGGGGAGCCGUCAUGUGCUAAAUCUGAACUUGUGAUGUCUUAUUCUUCACUUCCUCCAAUUGGAGAUGUUGGAAAUCUUGGCAUUUCAGAAGUACCAUCUCUUGAGGAACUUGGCUACAGAGACGAUGAACAAGCUGAUUGGACUCCUUUUAGAGGUGGUGAAUCAGAAGGCUUGAAAAGAUUGACCAAGUCAAUUAGUGAUAAGGCAUGGGUGGCAAACUUUGAGAAACCAAAGGGUGAUCCAUCUGCUUUCUUGAAACCUGCAACUACAGUUAUGUCACCGUAUUUGAAAUUUGGAUGCCUUUCUUCGAGGUACUUUUAUCAAUGCCUUCAAAAUAUUUACAAGGAUGUGAAAAAGCAUACAUCGCCGCCAGUUUCUCUCCUUGGGCAGUUGUUGUGGCGAGAAUUUUUCUAUACCACUGCAUUUGGUACCCCGAACUUUGACAAAAUGAAGGGAAACCGGAUCUGCAAACAGAUUCCAUGGAACGAGGAUCAUGCCAUGUUGGCUGCUUGGAGGGACGGUAAGACAGGAUACCCUUGGAUUGAUGCCAUCAUGGUUCAGCUUCUGAAAUGGGGUUGGAUGCACCAUCUAGCGCGUCAUUGUGUAGCAUGUUUUCUAACUCGUGGGGAUCUGUACAACCGCAUCUACUCUCCUAUAUCUUUCGGAAAGAAGUAUGAUCAUGAUGGGAAGUACAUUAGGCAUUUUCUCCCGGUACUGAAAGAUAUGCCAAAGCAGUAUAUAUAUGAGCCAUGGACAGCACCGUUGAGCGUUCAAACUAAAGCAAACUGCAUAGUCGGGAAAGACUACCCGAAGCCAAUGGUAUUGCACGAUUCAGCAAGCAAGGAGUGCAAGAGGAAGAUGGGUGAAGCAUAUGCAUUGAACAAGAAGAUGGAUGGUAACAUGGAGAAGAAGAAAGUCGCGACUCCGUUAGUGUGCCAUGGCCAUUCGAGACCUGUUGUGGAUUUGUUCUACAGUCCAAUCACACCUGAUGGUUUCUUCCUCAUCAGCGCAAGCAAAGAUUCUCAUCCAAUGUUGAGAAAUGGGGAAACUGGAGAUUGGAUUGGUACAUUUGAAGGCCAUAAAGGUGCAGUCUGGAGUUCUUGUCUCGAUAACAAUGCUUUACGUGCAGCUUCCGCAUCUGCUGAUUUUUCCGCGAAACUUUGGGAUGCUUUGACCGGGGAUGUCUUGCAUUCUUUUGAGCACAAGCAUAUUGUUCGAGCAUGCGCCUUCUCUCAGGAUACGAAAUAUCUAGUCACAGGAGGAUUUGAGAAAAUUCUUCGUGUUUUUGACUUGAAUCGCUUGGAUGCACCUCCUACAGAAAUUGAUAAAUCUCCUGGUUCUAUCAGAACCUUAACUUGGCUUCACGGUGAUCAAACGAUAUUAAGUUCUUGCACUGAUAUUGGUGGUGUGAGGUUAUGGGAUGUGAGGAGUGGCAAAAUUGUGCAAACUCUAGAAACCAAGUCUCCUGUCACCAGUGCUGAAGUGAGUCAAGAUGGACGGUAUAUAACAACUGCCGACGGAUCAACUGUUAAAUUUUGGGAUGCAAAUCAUUUUGGACUAGUGAAGAGUUACGACAUGCCCUGCAAUAUCGAAUCUGCGUCGCUUGAGCCUAAAUCUGGCAACAAAUUCGUUGCUGGUGGAGAAGAUAUGUGGGUUCGACUCUUUGAUUUUCACACCGGAGAGGAGAUUGGAUGCAACAAGGGACAUCAUGGUCCAGUUCACUGUGUGAGAUUUGCACCAACAGGUGAGUCUUAUGCUUCAGGGUCCGAAGAUGGUACCAUCAGAAUCUGGCAGACUGGUCCCGUGAAUACGGAAGAGACCAUCGAAUCAAAGCCGAAGCAGAGUGUGGAUGAGGUUACUCGAGCGAAAGGACUGAUAAUGGGGAAACCCAGCAGCAAAGACAAGGACAAGGACAAGAAGAAACCAACCACUCGCUCUUCUCGUGCUGGUCUUCAGUUUCCAGUAGGAAGAAUCCAUAGACUGUUGAAAGGUAGGUCAACUGCUCAUGGACGUGUUGGAGCAACUGCAGCGGUUUACACAGCCGCUAUUUUGGAGUAUCUGACUGCAGAAGUCUUGGAGCUGGCUGGUAAUGCGAGCAAGGAUCUGAAAGUGAAGCGUAUCACACCAAGGCACUUGCAGCUCGCUAUUCGUGGUGACGAGGAGCUCGAUACUCUCAUCAAAGGAACUAUUGCUGGUGGUGGAGUCAUUCCUCACAUUCACAAGUCUCUCAUCAACAAAUCUGGCAAAGAAUAAAGCCUUUUCUCUGUACUACUAUCUCUCUGUAUUCUCGGAUCUCCUUUUGUAACAGUCGUGUGUAUGUUUAAGAUCCACUAGUGGAGAAACUCUUAGGAUUGUUUGUUUGUUAAGGUUCUACUUCCACAUGUGUGUGGCUUGUUUCUCCUUCUGAUUAACUUUUUGGGGUUUGUUCAUGUAAAACAGAUGCAAAGAAAAUCAAUUUAAGAGG
Messenger RNA from Arabidopsis arenosa, 3061 nucleotides. The record is from the annotation of a GenBank genome assembly. NCBI's taxonomy places the organism in Eukaryota, Viridiplantae, Streptophyta, Magnoliopsida, Brassicales, Brassicaceae.